AUGGAAAAGAGGAUUGACCUAGCCAACGCGGCAGCCCAAGGUCGAGCCAUCUACGGCAGGACUCAUGGCCGCAUCCCACUGCCUGCGGCCUUCGAGGACAUCCGGAGGACCAGGAGGUGUCCGGGAGAUGAUAGAUGGAAGGAGUUUAUUGGUGACUUAUUGGCUACAGUAGGGUCUUGUGAUCUUGGGUUAGAGAUCUAA
Messenger RNA from Nezara viridula (southern green stink bug), 201 nucleotides. The record is from the annotation of a GenBank genome assembly. NCBI's taxonomy places the organism in Eukaryota, Metazoa, Arthropoda, Insecta, Hemiptera, Pentatomidae.